This is a messenger RNA of Dermacentor albipictus, 1855 nucleotides long. The record is from RefSeq and is a predicted model, not a curated record. Lineage: Eukaryota; Metazoa; Arthropoda; Arachnida; Ixodida; Ixodidae.
AUGUGUACAAAACGAACGGACUCAGACCAGUUUCAUCCAGCGGACGUACAAAAGAUUGCCGACUGCGAUGAGCUGUGCCGCCGGUUCAUCCGCCAGAAGAAGCUCGACCUGGAUGCCGCUUUCGAGAUGACGAAGAACGCUCUCAUCUGGCGCAAGAAGUUCGAGGUCAACGACAUCACAGAGGCGACCCUACCUCCUGUCUACUUUGACUUCGGUGCCAUGUUCCCCCUUGGCCAAGACAAGUACGGGAGCCAAUUAAUCUACCACCGGGUGAAGCUGCACCGAAAGGACGAGCGACAGGCAAUACAGCACCGGCGCUAUCUGGUCUUCUGGGUGGAGAAGCUGCUCUACGAGCUCAACCACGUGCGACUCAGCUUCAUCCUGGACCUCGGAGAGUCCGGAUACGGAAACAUGGACAUGGAACUGAUUGGGUUCCUGAUCAGUCUGUUCAAGGAGUACUACCCAUGGGCCCUAGGUUACAUCAUCGUGUACGACAUGCCCUGGCUAUUCAACACGGCUUGGAAAGUGAUCAAGUCUUGGGUACCUGCCGAAGGUGUGGAGCGCGUCAAGUUCGUCGACAAGAACACCAUCACAAACUACGUAUCUCCUGAAAAUCUGCCGGAUUACAUGGGUGGCACGGUAAAGCUUCCCUUCCGGGAGUACACAUGGGACGAUGUGGACUUCAUUAUCAACCACGCCAGUGCUGAAGUUCAGCCAGCCGAUGUUGAGCCGUGUCUCAGCCGCGCAUCGCUGGCGCAGGUGAUUCGCGAGCGAAUUCCACGGACGCCAGCCAUCGAGGAGUUCUACCGGAGCCGGUUCGGCAUGUUCACGGUGCGCAGCAGCGCCGACACCGACGACCACGCAGCGCUCAUCAAAGUCGAGCCUGACACCGACCUCGUGUUCGGUGCCGAAGAGCCUGACCUCAACAAGCAUGCAGGGAGCUUGGUACUCACAAACACCUCGGACAGCCACGUCGCGUUCAAGAUUAAGACAAAUAACAUCGAUGGAUACAAGGUAAAGCCAUUCUUCGGGAUCAUUCCUCUUAACAGCACCGUGAGCGUCAGUGUGGCCCAAAAUCCAGGCUCGGAGUUCCACGCAUCGGACAAGCUGCUCAUUAUGACCACGGGCAUCGAAACGCUCGAGAUCAGCCCCCGCGAGCUAAUUGACCACUGGAGAUCCGUCGCCAAGGACAACAUCAAAGAACACAGGCUCCGCUGCGUGAACGUGUCGAGCAUGGCGUCCCAGAAGCCGACGUCCGAACUGAAGGAGCUCACCUCGCGAUCCGGCACCACGGGCCCCCGCCAGCCUAGCCUCGGCAAGGAGAAAUCGUACCAGUCCUUCUGCCCGCCCAAGCCCUCUUCACCCGGCACCUCCUCGCAGCUCGAGGUCAUCCAAGACGUCGUCGGCGACGUCCAGAGCAAGCUUGGCGCUGUCUACCAGGAAAUGAGCGCGAUGUCUCGGCGUCAGGAGCAGUUCGGCUUCAUCUUACUCGCUACCAUGGUGCUGGUCGGGGCAAACCUGCUCAUGCUCAUCGUGGUCAAGAACUGCCAGUCGGCCACCGAGUGGUACUGCUGAAAGACUCCGCUGUGUUGUAGACGGGCUGACCCUUGUCAACAACGCGAAGUACACCGUGCCCCCCCAGCCGAAGUGAACCGGGCCAGGCGAGCGGGUGAACGCCGACAACCGUGACCGAGAAAAUGGGACCGAAAAAAAAAAGAGAGAGAGAAUGGAGUGUCAACUCAGCUGCGACUGUGCGUACCUAGUCGUUGUUUUUAUUGCAUAUAAGGAGCCGGAGCUGACAAAUUUUUAUUUUUCAGUGUUCAUGUGCAACUUAAAUAAACAAAUCUUUAUAAAA